Molecule: messenger RNA, 2293 nt
Organism: Pseudophryne corroboree (corroboree frog)
Lineage: Eukaryota; Metazoa; Chordata; Amphibia; Anura; Myobatrachidae
Gene: GINM1
Product: glycosylated integral membrane protein 1
Exons: 8
Coding region: 160-1140 (326 amino acids)
Source: RefSeq, a predicted model, not a curated record
CAGUGUAUUAGAAAUUACAGUAAGGCUCGAGCCGAGGCUGUGCUGCGCUGGGAGGGGAGUAGGAGGCACCACCAUGGCCGUCACCUCCCCUCCUCCCCCGCCUCCUCACAGCGGCUAUGUUUGUUGUGAAACGAACUAGUAGGCUGCUGCUAAGAGAAGAUGGUGCGGUGUGCGCCGCCGUGUACAGGGCCCGGAUGUGGCCCCUGGCUGCCCGCGGCCUCCCUGCUCCUGCUCUCCCUCCUCUCCUGCGGCCAGGGCAGCGGGGACAGUUCGCCCGUCCAGGAGACUGUAAGUGUCAAUGUGACAUCCUUGCAUGAAGAUGGCCAAGUGACAGAGCAGGUCAGUUUUAACAUCAGCUAUAGUAGGGGACAAGUCCAUCUAAAUGGAUUCCCUGCAAACAGGGGAGUUUCAAGAAUAACCUGUAAAAUGGACUUAGGGGAAUAUGGAGCAUCCAGUGAGCAUCAUAACCUGACACGCAAAGCUUUGGUCAGCAUACGUCUGCUUGUUCUACACAUGUCCAAGAAUUCCAGUACUGGAGUUACAAGAAUCAUUGUUCAGCAUGAAGUGAUAGCAAUAGAUGGCAAUAAGGUUAAUCAAAAUGACACCAUUGAGUUGGUAUUCGUAGUUAAUAAAGAGAUGGGAGUACUUCGAUACUCAAGUUCAGUUAUCAGUCUUGAAGAAACCUGGCUUCACUCCAUCCCAUGGACCAAUGAUGUUUCAUUUACGUUUCCAAAUGCCCCAGAAUCUGGUGAUAGUGUUCCACAGCAAACUACCAGGGAGUAUAACAUUGGGCAGAACACAACCCUGGAGGAGGAGUCAUUUCCUGGCAAGCUCCCAGAAACCCCUCUCCGAGCAGUGAUUCCAGCUUCCUCUUAUAAGGUAAUGUGUCAGAUUGCCGAUGAUGUGAGGGAGAAGCUGUGCCACAUAUGGUUUGUUCUAUAUCCCAUCUUGGUUGACCUCCUACAGGUUGUUGUUUUUGGAGUGAUUGGAGCAGCUAUUGUACUGGAGCUGCUGAAGAUUGUGUACCCAUUGCGUGAACAAAAGGGGAUUCUGCAGUCUAAUGAUCUUGAGGAAUCUCCAAAGUUUGUUCCUUUAUUGUCAAGCAGCACCGAUACCAUGGAGAAAGGAAACAUUCUAUGAAUCUAGAUUUUGCCAUUUUGUCUGCUAGUUCAAUUCUUACAAUUGGAUUUUUUGCCUCCAGCUGUAAAUGAUGAUCAGAGACCAGUUAAGACGCCUCUCUUCCCAGGAGAGUGAGUGGCUGCUAAGCAGAGUAUCAGGACACAUGGUGGAACUUCAUACACAUCGAAACAGGAAGAUAAAAUGUUUUACUUUGACGCGUUCAUAAAAACUGUAUUAAAGUUUCCCUUCAGCAUAGUUUUCUAUCUAUACAGUUAAUAAAUGUUCCCAUAGAACUCCAUUUUAUUUUAUUUAACAUAGUAGGAAAUGUUGAAAUGAAUAAAGCAAGUUGUAUAGGAAAGUAUGUAUAAAGGUAAUGUAAUGGUUAGAUUUUUUGUUGGACUAUCAGUGACGAAGCUUGUUUUAUAGGAUUUUUGUAUGCGUGUUAAAUGCUUGUGCAUAGGAGACCUAAUGGAGGCGGAGCAUCACCCAUCAAAUGUACAUUUGCCUCUGGAUACUGCUCUAUACAUUGCAGUAUGCCCAUCAGUCCUGUUAUAUGGGCGGUAUCCUAUUAGCCACAGUAAAACUUUGCUUAUGUUUUUUGAACUUUUUUCCAAUGUUUCACUAAUGUGUUUUUUACAGGCUAUCCAAUUAGGUUUGCCCAGAAAAAAUAUCUUUCCUCCUGCAAACAUACAGGUUCAGUGAAACCUAUGUGUUUUCGGGAGCCGCAGCGAAAACAUGGCUGCGUUCGGGGAUUUGGUUUCCCCUGCCUAAGGAUACUGCCCUAUGUCCGCUUCUUUUAACAUUCAAAUUGUUUUGAAAAGGAUAAACAAAAAAAAUAAUAAAAAAUACUCCUAUUUUAGGGGAGCCAUUCUGCAUCUCCUAAUUUAUGAAUCUCAGAUCAGAAUUUCUCUAUAAAUGUCUAAUUUGAUUUUCAAGCUAAAAACAUCCCACCUACAUUCUUGAAUAAGAUAAUUUAGAAAUAGUUUGAGACUGUUAUAAUAUAAACUGUUUUCAGAAUAAUAAGAUAAUUACCGCGCUUAUGUUUAUGUUAGCAGCUCCAUAUAAUAAACAAUAAUAAAACACUAAAAAGGAGCGCUUGAUUAAUUUAAAUAAUGUGUUGAACGCACAUACCUGUAAAAAAAAAAUUUGGUUAAUAACAAUGUUUAAGCUCUUU